Molecule: messenger RNA, 2999 nt
Organism: Argiope bruennichi
Lineage: Eukaryota; Metazoa; Arthropoda; Arachnida; Araneae; Araneidae
Product: tumor protein p53-inducible protein 11-like
Exons: 6
Coding region: 751-1506 (251 amino acids)
Source: RefSeq, a predicted model, not a curated record
AUGUUAUUGGGCAGGCAGCUAUUUCAAGGACCAGAACCCUUUUCAGUAGACGAUACCGAAAAAUUCUUCAGUUUCUCCUUAGACUUCCAAGUUCUGACAUCUCUCUCGGAAAAUCUUUGCUUUCCUCGGCCUUCGGCGCAGGCGCAAUAAGUGCGAACAUUUAUCGUUUGCGAAAACAAAUUCGUUGUUCUUGAUUGCCCAGAAAAAAAAUUAAUUUUAUGGUGUUCUUAUUCGUUCGAGAUGAAAUAAUUAUUCUUGUAUGAUUCUCAUUUGAUGAGACUGAUAAUCUGAGACAGGAAUUACAAUUUUCAUAAAAUUCUUUUUGUUUUAAAUUAUGGAUAGGUAUGGCGUUCUGCAAAUAGGAAGCUUUCUUAUUUUGCAUUGAUUGCUUAUAUUGCAUUUGAAUGCUUGCAUUUUAAAAAAAUCUUGUCAUAAAUAUUGCUUUUAUUGAACUAAAUUACGAAAGUAUAUCCAUGUAAAACUUCUGAAAUUUAGUGAAUUCAUGGAUCCUUGUGAAAUUGCUAGAACCUUGAUAUAUCAUCAAAAUUUAUAACUUCUUAUUUCAUCAAUUAUUUAUAUCAGUGAUCGAGAAGUAAUCAAAUGUGAAAGGAGAAAUUUUAAAAUCAUCUCCUUAUUUAUUUAUUACUUAAUAUAAUUGGAAGCAACUACUUAAUUUACUUAGGAGCAGUUAGAGCUGUAUUCAGUUUUUUUUCUGGAGGUUCAGAAAAGAAAGAAUACUCAACAAUUAUAAUGGAUUCCAUUAAUGCCCUUAAAAGGGGCAUAGAAGGCAGAAAAUUGGAAAAAACAGCCUCACAGCCAGAUUUUCAUUCAAGUCGUCUAUGUAGCAUUGCUACUUUAGAGAGGAAACAUAGUAGUGGGGACUUACAAAGCCGUCUCAAGACAAGGAAAAUCCUUGGAGUCGGCGAGACGGACAAUGGCGACGUCCACAGGUCAAAGAUCAGUCAAGUCCUUGGACACAACGAGCAUCUGUUCGUCAAAUUACCUCGCUGUUACUGGGUGUGGCAUCUCGGCAUGGCAAUGGUGUUCACAAUAGCAGGAGUGACGCAUAUUUUUGCCCCUUACACAAAGCCAGACAGUUCCCCGGAAAAAGAAACAUCCCAGCCACUUCAAAUGAUGGCAAGUCUUUACGGAUCAGUAUUAUUAGGCUUUGCUUUUCUGCUUUGGAGUUUCUUUGGUACAACAGACAAAUCCAUAGCCAGAGGACUCAUGUCAGCAAUAGCCAUUGCCAUGAUUGCUCAACUUUUCUCACUGUUGAGUUUUGCUUAUCAAAACCAGAUUUGGGACAUGCAAGUACAUUCAGACAUCUUUAUUCGACUGUUCCUACUAACAGGAAGCGGGUACUUUUUCUGGGCUAUUGGAUCCAGUCGAGCUGGGCUUCGAAAAUCUUUAUCCAACAAAGAUUUAAGAGAGAAGCCCACUCCAGAUGACCAGCAUUCAAGUCCAGUAAGUCCAAUUGCAAAGCAACCCGAUAAAAAAACAGAUUAAAACCACAAGUUGAGGAGAAAUACCUAAACUUCCUGAUGCUUCAUGUAUUGAACUACUUGGCUCUUAAUGUAAUUUUUAAUGUAUUACAUACUUUCAGCUUAUUCAUUGUACAUUUAAUUUCUUUUCAGAGUUUAAAGAAAAAAAAGUUAGAUAAAUUGUAAAGCAAUUGUUAUAUUGAGAUACUGAAGAGAAAGAAAAAAAAUGACAAAAAUUUAUAAAAUUACCUUAAACCAUUUUUUCAUUCAAUGGUCUCAUAAAAAUUGAGAUAUCUGUAAAUAUAAACAUGAAUCAUGCAACUACUUUUAUAGCUUCAAAAACAAAUUCUGAUGGUUAAAAAGUUGUAAUAAACAGAAAAAUACUUAAUAAUUUCAUUUGAGAUUUAAGUUAAAUUGACAAAAUCCAUCAUGACUUCUAUUUCUGUUAUACAUCAGAAAAUCUUGAGUUCACCAUCAUACAGCAUUUCCUGUCAUUCUAGAAUGUAAAGAAAAAAUAUAUAGUAAGCUGAAUAAUACAUUUAUUUCUUGUUAAGCUGGAUAGUGCUGUCAAAUCCAUGUGUGUUGGCUUAGCGAGAUGUUAUUUAGCAAUAAUUUCUCAACUGAUUAUUCCAAAAUAAAACUUUUCCUAUUAAUGUUUAUUCACAUUGUAAAGUAAUAACCAGAAUAAAACCUGUAACUGCAAAUAAAUAAUACUAUGGACAAUUCUCUGAUUAUGACUGUACAAUAUUUAUGAAGCAAGCAAAAUACUAUUAAACCUUUUCUUUAUUAUUAUUAUUAUUUAAAAUUUAUAUAGAUAUAUACAUUUGAUGUCACUGAUAAUUUUUUAAUAAUAAUUUUUCUCUGUUUAUUAUUGAGAAAAUCUGCUCACAAUCUAUGAUUUUAAUGGACAUCCAUAUUCUAUGCAAUAUUUUGAGCUGAAAUUUUCAAAAAUACUUUAAGAUGUGGCUCUUCCUAGAACCCUAAAGUUUCUGAUAAAAAAAAAAUCUACAGCUUCAUAUUACUCUUCAGUGAGAAUGAAGCUGUUAGAUAUUUAUUUCAUUGUAUUCAUACUUUACUUCAAUAAAUCAAUGACGUAACAAACAUUUUGUUACAGUACCUAUAGUAUUUACAUUUUUUUUAAAUUAGUAUAUUGAGUUAUGGUAAUGAGAAAAAUUAAAAUAGCUUGCUUGUAAAAUCCAAAGAAGAUUCAAAUGAUUUGUGUUGUUCUAGUAGCCUAAGUACAAAUCAAAGUAAAUGAAUUUUACACUUUGACUUUUUAUGGACUUAUAUGUGUUUGAUUCUUCAUUUAAAUAUCCCUGAUGAUAUCUAGAGUAUUGUCCUAUCCAUAAUGAAAUUUUAAAAGGCUACUUGCAAAAAUUUUUUAGUUACCCAAAUCAAAUGAAACAAAAAGAUUAAACAUUUGUUCAAAUAUUCAACUAUCUCUUCGAUGAACAGUUCUCAUAUUGUUGUAUGAAUGUGCAAGAAAACAAGUUGCUAUAAUAAACAUUCUUCAUCUUG